GCUUCUGUCCGCGUUUCUCCGGGCUUAGUAGCGUUUUUCUCCUAGGGUUGUGGUUCGCGCGUUGGAGCUGCUGCCGCCGCGGCCGGCUUCACGCCAUUCCCUGCCCCUCGGCCCCCGGAGUGAGUCCGGCCUCCCCGCGAGGCUGCUGCUGCUGCUAAAGAAGGGAAAAUGCCGAAAAAAAAGACUGGUGCAAGGAAGAAGGCAGAGAACCGCCGGGAACGGGAAAAACAACUAAGAGCAUCAAGAAGCACCAUAGAUUUAGCUAAACAUCCAUGCAAUGCGUCAAUGGAAUGUGACAAGUGUCAGAGGCGGCAGAAGAAUAGAGCAUUUUGCUACUUUUGUAAUUCUGUACAGAAGUUACCAAUUUGUGCACAGUGUGGGAAAACAAAGUGCAUGAUGAAGUCUUCAGACUGUGUCGUAAAGCAUGCUGGUGUCUACAGUACUGGCCUUGCCAUGGUGGGUGCAAUAUGUGACUUCUGUGAAGCUUGGGUCUGUCAUGGUAGGAAGUGUCUCAGUACACAUGCCUGUGCCUGCCCGCUUACCGAUGCUGAGUGUGUGGAAUGUGAACGGGGUGUGUGGGACCACGGAGGCAGAAUUUUCAGUUGUUCUUUUUGCCAUAACUUUCUCUGUGAAGAUGAUCAGUUUGAACAUCAAGCCAGCUGCCAGGUUUUAGAAGCGGAAACAUUUAAAUGUGUUUCAUGCAAUCGGCUUGGUCAGCAUUCCUGUCUCCGUUGUAAGGCUUGUUUCUGUGAUGAUCAUACAAGGAGCAAGGUGUUUAAACAAGAAAAAGGAAAACAGCCUCCCUGCCCUAAAUGUGGACAUGAAACUCAGGAAACUAAGGAUCUUAGCAUGUCAACACGUUCCCUGAAAUUUGGCAGGCAAACUGGAGGUGAAGAGGGAGAUGGAGCUUGUGGGUAUGAUGCCUAUUGGAAGAACCUUGCAUCUGAUAAGUAUGCUGGUGCUGGCUGCCAUGAUGAGGAGGAAGAUGAGUACGAAGCAGAGGAUGAUGAAGAGGAAGAAGAUGAAGGUGGAAAAGAUUCAGAUGCUGAGUCAUCAGAUUUGUUUACUAAUUUGAAUUUAGGAAGGACCUAUGCCAGUGGCUACGCUCACUAUGAGGAACAAGAGAACUAGGAGAGCUGCUUGCCCUUUGAUGACCUUGUCUUAGGAGCUGGGAUCUGUGUGCUUGAUGAAUCAUGUGUGAAUGUUCAAAAGUAUUCUACAUACUGUUACUUAGCCUUGUGCAGAGACUAGUCACAUUUAUUGGGACAAGGAGUAGGGCAUAGCAUUUUAAUAGGAACUGAUAAUCAGGCUUCUAACAUAAGAAAAAUGAAUUUCAAGUGUAAUAUGAUCGAUCUAAGCAAUUGAAGCAUCAUGGAUUGGAUUUUUACUGAUUUCUGUAAUCUAGUAGGUUUGCCAAUUAAAUACAUAUAUAGGAUAAAGGAAUAGGAUGAUAAUAUAUUUGUUUGAAAUGAAAUUGCUGUUUUUAUUAAAAAACUGUGCUUAUAAAAUCUUUUUGUCUGA
Molecule: messenger RNA, 1521 nt
Organism: Budorcas taxicolor (takin)
Lineage: Eukaryota; Metazoa; Chordata; Mammalia; Artiodactyla; Bovidae
Gene: NOAZFP
Product: zinc finger protein 330
Exons: 10
Coding region: 169-1131 (320 amino acids)
Cellular component (GO): nucleus
Molecular function (GO): zinc ion binding
Source: RefSeq, a predicted model, not a curated record